ACCACUUCUUUCUCCAGUUCACCUGAUAGCACUUAUUUUCCAUGCCAAUCAGGAUUCGGUUGAUGUGGGCGGGAUUGUUUGAAAGGUCAAAGGUAACUUGAGCUCACCGCUUUGAAAAUCUGGCUUAAACAACACCGCAAGCCAGGUCUGAUUGUAGCUGAUAGGCUCUCCCACUGCACAUGCAGUCACGUGGGCUUUCACCUACAUACACGUAUUCACACAGCAUGGGCUGUAUCCAUUUCCUGAAGGAUUGUCACAUAAUACAGAAAUUCUAGACAACCAGCAAGAUUUGCUUUUACUCAGUCUUGCAGGACACAGACAGUCCCUUCUCAGCAUCUCGGAGGAUCUGCCACAGUUCUUCUGGAUAUUCUGACUGUCACACUUCCUUCUGUUUUUGCAGGUAAAACAGCAAAUUUGUAUUAAAAAAAGGAAAUAAAUGCAAAUAAAUCUACAAAUAAUUCAGUAGCUUCUCAUACUAUUUUUGUCAGCUUUUUAAUGCAACCACAAUACAGUUUCUCGGGUGCUGAGCACUCGACUCGUUCCGCCAUGUCAGGAGACGCGCCACUUUUAAUGGAGUGGGCGUGGCUAACUUUCAGAGCACCUCUCACUCCAAAUUCAGUUGACCAAUAGAGAUUUAAGGUGAAUUGAUUAUGGAUUUGAUUAUCAUUAUUUGCAUUUGCAAAAUAUUUUUUUACAUUUUGAUUAUUUUUGCUUUUAUUAUUUUAUUUGGAACGUUUGACACGAAAUUAACUCCAUGCAAUUUCCUUGUAAAACUGCACAAAAUGCACCUGAGGCUAAUGAUGAAUUUAAAAGCGUCGUCUCACCAAAUACUGAUUUUGUUUAGUUUAUUAGCGUUUACUACUCUUUAUGGUAUAUUUUUUAUGUAGAAACUUCUCAAUCUUUUUGAAGACAUCUCUGCUUUACUGCAUUUCUUUGCAUGUGCAGUGACUUUUGUGAAAUUUUAGAUUUAUAUUUUCCUUUUAAAUAGCAAGGUAUAACAAUAAGGCAUAUUGAUCUUUUGUUUUAUCUAUAGGUUGUGAAAGAAGAUGUAUCACUCGGCCAUUCUCACAAUUUUGUCCCUGUUAUCUGUUCCAUGUGGGGUCUAUUCUGGUCAAAUUUUGGUAUAUCCAGUUGAUGGAAGCCACUGGAUUAAUAUGAAAGUUAUCAUUAUGGAAUUACAUUCAAAAGGCCACAACAUCACUGUGAUUCGAAGUUCAGACAGUAUGUAUGUUAAAGAGGAGUCACCCUACUACAGUUCCAUCACUGUUGGUGUGGGUGUAUAUAAUGAUGAAUAUUUUACCUCUUUUGUGUCUCUUUUGCUACAAUUUCGGCAACACAAAAGAUCCUCUUGGGAUGAAUUCCUGUUUGCAGUGGAGUCCAUGAAAAUGUUGUCUGAGAUUCAUGAGAAAAUUUGCAACAUGACUGCAAUGAUAUUUGAAAAUGAGACCUUGAUGAAAUCUUUGCAGGAGGCUAAAUUUGAUAUGGUUUUAGCUGACCCUGCUAUGGGAGGUGGUGUGCUGCUGGCACACAAACUUGGCCUCCCUCUUGUGUUCAAUGUUCGUUGGACUAUUCUUGGAGAAGGCCAUUUUGCCAUUGCUCCCUCCCCUCUGUCCUAUGUACCUGUUCCUGGAGCAGAGCUAACAGACAAAAUGACUUUUAUUCAGAGAGUCACAAAUGUGUUGAUUUACUUCUACACUUACUAUCAGCAAGAAAACUAUUUUGGCCAGCAUUACAAGGUUUUUUGUCAGAAAUACUUUGGACCUGAUGUGGAUUACUUUUCCCUUUCUCAGAAUGCAGACAUCUGGCUCAUGAGAAAUGACUUUACUUUUGAAUUUCCACGACCCACAAUGCCAAAUGUGGUUUAUAUGGGUGGCUUUCAGUGCAAGCCCUCCAAUCCACUUCCUGAUGAUCUAGAAAAGUUUGUCCAGAGUUCAGGGAAACAUGGGGUCAUCAUAAUGUCUUUGGGAUGUAUUUUUGGAGAACUUCUAGGUGACAUUACAGAUGAAAUAGCAGCUGCCUUUGCCCAACUGCCUCAGAAAGUCAUUUGGAGACACACUGGACCUCGACCGUCUACCCUUGGCAACAACACGUUACUAGUGGACUGGAUGCCACAGAAUGACCUACUUGGACACCCCAAGACUAAGGUCUUUGUAGCCCACGGAGGAACCAACGGCAUUCAGGAGGCUAUUUAUCACGGCGUACCCAUUUUAGGUCUACCUCUAGCAUUCGAUCAGCCCGAUAACCUGUCAAGGAUGAGAGAAAAGGGAAUAGCCAAAGUCCUGGAUAUUUCUGGGUUGGACAGAUCAGUAUUUUUAGAGGCAUUAAAGGAAGUGCUGUAUAAGCCAUCUUACAGAGAGAACAUGCAGAAGUUGUCUCGACUGCAUCAUGACCAGCCCAUAAAGCCUCUUGAUCGUGCAAUCUUCUGGAUUGAAUAUGUUAUAAGGAAUGGAGGUGCUCCUCACUUGCGCACACAGUCUUUCAGGAUGUCCUGGAUUACCUAUCACUCUCUGGAUGUUAUGCUCACACUCCUGGGGGCUGUGUUGAUUAAUGGCUGGCUAACAUUUUUGGUGCUGAGAUAUCUUUGUUUUACAGUAAUCUUUAAAAAGAAAUUCAAACGUGAAUGAUAUAUUUGCUUAUCAAUUGUAGACAACAGGUGAAAGGUGUAAUUUUAUGUACCAACUUAUAGUUUAAAAUGAGUAUGAAUCAUCUACUAAGUUUUCAAAUCUUUUUAGAUCUAGAUUAUCAAGCAACUUUGUAAACAUGACUGUUCUCAUAAUUCACAGUGAUAAACCUAUAAGUAUGCAAAAUCUAGUGUAAAAUGAGUAGAAAUUAUAUAAAUUUCAUGGCAUAUCCACUAAAUCCCAGUAAGCUGAACUCAACCAAAUUGAGCUGGAUUCUAAUGCUGCAUUUGAGGUGAAGUCACAACUUGUAAUUCCCCACAUACAACAAGUAAAAACCACCAAAAUCACCCCUCAACUUCAAAUUUCAACUAGUCGUUUUCUCAAUUACCAGUUCCUUCGCCGUUUACACAGUGACAUCACAUCAACAUGGCCUCGCACACUGUGAACAGUCUAAAGUUAUACAUCUCAUCAAAACCAGAUUAAAUAAAUAAAUUGUCUAGAUUAACUGAGUGUGUUAAAGAUACAAAAAGAUUGGAUGACUGAUAAUUUUCUAUUACUAAAUCCUGAUAAGACAGAAAUAUUACUUAUUGGUCCAAAAACCAGUACACAAAAGCUCUCACAAUUCAACUUGCAUUUAGAAGGAUGUACUAUUACUACUAGCUCGACAGUGAAAGACCUGGGCGUAAUAUUAGACAGCAGCUUGUCUUUUGAAAAUCAUAUUUCCAAUAUUACUAAAACAGCCUUCUUCCACCUUAGAAACAUUGCCAAGCUUAGGAACAUUUUAUCUGUAUCUGAUGCAGAAAAGCUAGUUCAUGCAUUCAUGACCUCCAGACUGGACUAUUGUAAUGCAUUGCUAGAUGGUUGUCCUGCAUCUUCAAUAAACAAGCUACAGUUAGUCCAGAAUGCAGCCGCCAGAGUUCUUACUAGGUCAAGAAAAGAUGAUCACAUAACCCCAAUAUUGUCAUCCCUGCACUGGCUACCUGUUAAGUUUAGAAUUGAUUAUAAACUAGCACUACUUACGUACAAGGCUCUAAAUGGUUUAGCUCCCACGUAUCUAGCCAGUCUUCACACAUCACAAUCCACCACGCUCCUUAAGAUCUCAAAACUCCGGACUUCUGGUAGUUCCCAGAAUAUCAAAGUCUACAAAAGGGGGUAGAGCGCUUUCGUAUUUAGCUCCCAAACUUUGGAAUUGCCUUCCUGACAGUGUUCGGGGCUCAGACACAGUCUCCCAGUUCAAACGCAGAUUAAAGACAUAUAUCUUUAGCCAGACAUACACUUAAUACAUACCAUAACCUUGUACCUCAGUACAUCUGAUUAAUUGCACAUUAUGAUUUAGUGCUUGCUAAUAUUAUGAACAGCAGCUACGCUAAUUCCUUUCCACUUGUUUCCUUUCUUCUACCCAUCCCGAGGCACAUAGAGAUUGUGCCAGCUCCAGUAGACAGAGGCCAACCCUACGAGGAUCCUGAGGCAUCCAGAGAUGGACCAGCUCCAGCUGGUUUCUGCCUCGUGAGGAUUUGGGUAUUCAAAGCAACGCUGCCAACCCUAUGUGGACUUUGAGGAAGACAACAACCUCCAAAUUAAUAUACACAUAAAAUUCUACAUGACUAUAAAUAAAUGCAGAAAGGACAUUGUUCAUAUCACACUCUCCAGUGUCACCCAAAUGAGGAUGGGUUCCCUUUUGAGUCUGGUUCCUCUCAAGGUUUCUUCCUCAUAUCAUCUAAGGGAGUUUUUCCUUGCCACAGUUGCCUCAGUCACCUCAGGCUUGCUCACUAGGGAUAAUUUUGUCUAACAUCUAGGACUGUUUGCAUGUUUUUUGUUUCUUAUGUUCUGUAAAGCUGCUUUGAGACAAUGUUCAUUGUUAAAAGCACUAUACAAAUAAAACUGAAUUGAAUUAAA
Messenger RNA from Pangasianodon hypophthalmus (striped catfish), 4517 nucleotides. RefSeq names its product UDP-glucuronosyltransferase 2A2-like. NCBI's taxonomy places the organism in Eukaryota, Metazoa, Chordata, Actinopteri, Siluriformes, Pangasiidae. The transcript is spliced from 3 exons. Gene Ontology annotation, molecular function: UDP-glycosyltransferase activity. Bases 1047 to 2624 code for a protein of 525 amino acids. The record is from RefSeq and is a predicted model, not a curated record.